UAGCCUUUGUGAGGUCUUCAAAGGCACCUCCAUGUACGACACUGCUGCAAGUGAAGACAAGGUCCUGCUGCUCCAGCAGCCUCAACCAGCCCACCAGACAAAGCUGGACGGGGCCUUUUUGGCCACAGCCUCUAGCGCCGGCUAUGCUUGCAGGAGCUGUCAGUCCAAAAGGACCCCCAAGUCCAAGAUCUGCCGCCUCAAGAUGGACUGAUUAUCUGCCUCUUGGAAAAAGAAUGCCUGGGACGCGCUUCAUUGCCUUUAAAGUUCCUCUUAGGAAGAGUUUUGAAUGGAGGCUUGCCCCAGAUGAGCGCUUCUCUCCCUCAGACCUUAUCACUCAAGUGAAAGAGCAAAAAGAGGAACUUGGUUUGAUCAUUGAUUUAACAUACACAACACGCUACUAUGAGCCAAUGGAGCUACCAGAAAUGCUACAAUAUUGUAAAAUUUUAACAGUUGGACAUGAAGUACCUAAUAAUGCUAUAGUUUCUAAAUUCAAAAGCGCUGUGAAAAAAUUCCUCAAAGAGAACCAGCAUAAUGACAAACUUAUUGGAGUCCACUGCACACAUGGCUUGAAUCGAACAGGUUACCUUGUUUGCAGAUACCUUAUUGAUGUUGAAGGAAUGGAUCCAAACAUGGCAAUAGAAUUGUUCAACAGAUGCAGGGGACAUUCUAUAGAGAGGAAGAACUAUAUUUCUGCUCUUCAGAAAACAUCUGGAACAAGGAACCAUCAUAUGGCUUGGAUGAAAGGGCAUGUUGGUCAUAUCCCAAAUCCUGAUUAUGAAGUUGCUGACUAUGAACCACAAAACUGGGAACACGCACCAAGGCAUUUUCCAUUUAGGAGAGGUGGACGAAACCAAAAAAGGAGACAUUCUCAAAUCUGGAACCAGAAUCUCAUCACCUGUUACAGUGAAGGGAACCAAGCUUACAAUCCACAACACGCAGCCAACAGCAUGCAUCAGAGAUCAGGUCAUAAUGUCAGGCCCAGCAAUAAGCCGUUCUUCUCCCAGCAACAAUUUCAAGGAUAUCAAAGACCCUCUUUUCAAGAACUAAAUCCUCAUGGCUCCCUGCAACAACAUAGAAGUCAAAUAGACAAACACUAUUGGAUCCCUUAAUCAUGAAAAAGUAUUUGGCAAGAAAAGAUAAUCUGUGGAAUUGAUCCUUAAAUUACACCGUUGCUGUUUGGAUAGAAUGCUUCCUGAGUUGCAUCCAAUUCUACAGUUGCCACCUCAUCAUUUAGUUGCCUUUUUGGAAGGAAGAGGAAACUGGAAACCUGAUACAUAUUUCCAACAGAAGGAUUCUGUUAAGGAUAUUCAAUUAAUUCACCCAAAAUGUUUUCUUCUUUUAUCAUUUGAGGAAAUAUCUUUAUAGAUAUUGCUGUUUAGAUAUUAAAUAAAAUUUAUUGUUUCUCAAUACAGUACAGUGUACUAAAAAUGUCUUCACAAGGAAGCUGGUUUUGUUCUUUUGAGGUUGAUUUCUACCUUUACUGAUGCAUGAGGUUCAAACUUGUAAAAGAUAUUCAAAGCUACAUUGUGAUUUAGAAAAAAUUCUCAGCCCUUUAGCAUUAGUUAUGUGGUCUGGUAUAACCUGGGAGGCAUCAGGUUGCUAAUCCCUGAUCCCAUUGGUAAGCUCUAUAGGGGUAGCUCUUUUGAAACUAAAAAUGUUAUUAUUCUUGAAUUAAUCAUGAGCGCCUAUAUGUAAUUGAAGUACAGUAGAUGGAAUUAUGAGAUGCAUUUCCUGCUGGGAGAAAAGGAGUGUGCUUAAGACUUAGAACUUGUGGUCUGGAAAAAGCAUUACCUGAAAUAUAGAUAAUACCAUUAAAAUAGAAUUUGCAGCCCUUCAUUGCAAUAGAAUACAUUGUAAUAGACAAACUUUAUUUUGGUAAUUGACCAGUAAAAGUAUGUUUAAUAAAAUGAACACCACAAAACUAUCUCUUAGCAACUAUUUGUGAGCAAAGCUUAUAUAUAAUGUAGCAAUAUUUUGAUAUUUUUAGAGAGAAAUUGUCCUGAAUUAUGGGUAUACUUUUAUACUAGGUGUUGCAGCAUCAAAGCAUGGUCUAAUAUUGAACAUCCUGUUAUAAACCCAGCCUAGUCAUCCCAUUGAAUGUUUUCAGUUUCAGAUAGUGCAAAUUAGAACUGACGGGGGCUUUUGGCCUUUGCCUUUUGGUUCAGUUUUUAGCCUUCUCAUGGGCCUGUG
Molecule: messenger RNA, 2190 nt
Organism: Protobothrops mucrosquamatus (brown spotted pit viper)
Lineage: Eukaryota; Metazoa; Chordata; Lepidosauria; Squamata; Viperidae
Gene: DUSP11
Product: dual specificity phosphatase 11
Exons: 10
Coding region: 144-1109 (321 amino acids)
Biological process (GO): protein dephosphorylation
Molecular function (GO): polynucleotide 5'-phosphatase activity; protein tyrosine/serine/threonine phosphatase activity
Source: RefSeq, a predicted model, not a curated record